Messenger RNA from Necator americanus (New World hookworm), 393 nucleotides. RefSeq lists its product as uncharacterized. The transcript has 2 exons. The coding region runs from base 1 to 393 and encodes 130 amino acids. Lineage: Eukaryota; Metazoa; Nematoda; Chromadorea; Rhabditida; Ancylostomatidae. The record is from RefSeq and is a predicted model, not a curated record.
AUGCCUUUAAUCGACUGGCUGAUGUCAUCGCCUGACGAAUCUUCGCCGAGGUUCAAAACACAAACAUUACGGGCAGUGAUUACGGUAGCCAGCAGUCGUCUCCUUAUUUUACAAGGACUAUUCCUAUUAUUAUUGUCAUUAUUAUUAUUAUUAUUAUUAUUAUUAUUAUUAUUAUUAUUAUUAUUAUUAUUAUUAUUAUUAUUAUUAUUAUUAUUAUUAUUAUUAUUAUUAUUAUUAUUAUUAUUAUUAUUAUUAUUAUUAUUAUUAUUAUUAUUAUUAUUAUUAUUAUUAUUAUUAUUAUUAUUAUUAUUAUUAUUAUUAUUAUUAUUAUUAUUAUUAUUAUUACUGAAGGAAUAUUAUUAUCACUAUUAUUUACGCUUUUAUUUUUUUUAA